CCUCUAGCUGUUAGCAUGUUAGCUUGUUAGCUGCGGGUGUUCCUGAGUUUCUGGAUGAAAUGAGAGUCGGAUCCGGGGAGGAACUGCGGACUCUGAAGGAGUGUGGGUACAGUUACCCAGAAGCCACUCUGUCUGACCUCCGGGAGGCUCGCGCUCUGUUCUCUGACCUGAGGCUCUACAGCGACUUCUACUGUUUUCCUAACAAGGAGAAGAAGAAGCUGGUGUUUUUGGCAGGAACUCUUCCUGUUCAGUAUGAAGGAAGUGGGUAUAAUUUCCCAGUGUGCAUCUGGCUGCAUGAGACCCACCCCCUGUCGCCCCCCCGCUGUCUCGUCUGCCCCUCCGUCUCCAUGGUGAUCAACCCAAUGUGCUGCUGCGUGGAUGAAGUUUCCGGAAACAUCCGUCUGCCGGUCCUGAGCAGCUGGACCCAGGGCGUGUCCAGUUUAUCACUGCUGAUGUCAGAGAUGAGGCAGGCCUUCCAGAAGGACACACCCCUUUAUGCCAGGUGUCCUGUACAAGCCCCGCCCCCUGCUGCUGAUGUAAACAGACCCCGCCCCAUCUCUCCACAGAGAACCCGCCUCUUCAUAACCCCCCCUCACCUGUCCGCUCAGAAAGGCAGCCAAUGGGAGCAAAGCAGGAAGUCGUACGCCGAGGAGCUGCAGGGCAUAGACUUCAGCUGCCCCGCCCCCUCAGACCCUCUCAGCAGGGGGCUGGAGGCCCUGAGUCUGGACCCUCAGCAGGUAGACUCACCUGUACGGACCGGCCAAUCAGGAGCAAACAUCCACACCUCCGGAUCUGUAGACCUGCUUCCAGCUGCAGCGGACCACAUCCAGAUGGCAGCAGGUCUUCCUCCGGACCAGAAGAUCACCUUCCUGUCUCUGUUGAAAGAGGGGAGGGGUUUCAGACCAGCUGACGUGUUGGAGGCGGUGCAGCUCAGCCCAGAUUACCCAUCAGCCCUCAGGUUCCUGACUCACUGCUGCCCCCUCUGUCAGGAGCAGGUGACCUUCAGCAAGAUCAUCUCGAUGACUCACUGCUCCUGCUUCCUGUGUGAGUCGUGUUUUAAGGCGUUCUUCUCGUCGGCCAUUAAGGAGAAGAGCAUCGAUCAGCUGACCUGUCCUCAGUGCGGCCGCCCGGAGGUCAGAGGUCAGGGGGGGGGGGAUGGAGUACUUCAACCUGCUGGACACUCAGAUCCGUCACUUCCUCCCUCCUCAGACCCACGAGCUGUUCCAGAGGAAGCUGAGAGAUCGAGCUCUGCAGGAGAUGCCCAACUUCAUCUGGUGUUCACAUUGUUCGUUCGGCAUUCUUCAUGAAGCUGACCGGCUGAAGAUGGACUGUCCGAGCUGUAAGAAGAGCACAUGCUGUCAGUGCAGAUCACCUUGGUCGCCUGAACAUCAGGGUGUGUCCUGUCAGCAGUUCAGAGUCAGGCAGCAUCAGAACCAGCCAGACCUCCAGAACCAGAACCCCCCCCUGCUGGAGUGUCCGGGCUGCAGCAGUGUGUUCAGUGUCUCCAGAGGGGGCUGUCUUCACUUCACCUGCUCCCAGUGUCAGCACCAGUUCUGUGGAGGCUGCAGACAGACCUUCAGCCC
Molecule: messenger RNA, 1583 nt
Organism: Trematomus bernacchii (emerald rockcod)
Lineage: Eukaryota; Metazoa; Chordata; Actinopteri; Perciformes; Nototheniidae
Product: protein ELC
Exons: 14
Coding region: 60-1307 (415 amino acids)
Biological process (GO): endosome to lysosome transport; protein modification process; protein transport
Cellular component (GO): ESCRT I complex
Molecular function (GO): ubiquitin binding
Source: RefSeq, a predicted model, not a curated record